AAUCAACUGCACACAGAGCGAGAGAGUGGUAGGUGCUGAGGACAGCAACAGCACUCAUGUUAGCUUUGAUGGCAUCUCCAGUUAGCAGCAGUGCCUUUUGAUUUUGCCAGUAUUAAUCCUUUUCUCAGUCGGUUUCAUUUCUUAUUCUUCUGCGUUAUGGAUUACCAGUAGGUGACAAGGAUGCAAUAAAUCCCUUUUUUCAGCUGCACAGAUUUGGAUUUUUGUUUUUUAAUGAACAAAGACAAGUUGUGACCAUAAGAAAAUGGACAUGAGCAUGAGGAAAUUUACAGUGAGAAGGUUCUUCUCAGUCUAUCUCCGCAAGAAAUCCCGCUCCAAGUGCCCAAGUAAAUUAGAGGAUGAAGGUAUUGUAAAAGAAAUAGACAUCAGCCACCAUGUCAAAGAAGGCUUUGAAAAAGCAGACCCCUCACAAUUUGAGCUUCUCAAGGUAUUAGGUCAAGGUUCUUAUGGAAAGGUGUUUUUGGUGAGAAAAAUUAAAGGGACUGAUACUGGACAACUCUAUGCUAUGAAGGUACUGAAGAAGGCAACACUAAAAGGGAGGAAGGAAUUACCAGUGCACACCCCAGAUAACACCCCUAGUGGUCAUUUUUGUACAGCGCCUCACUCAGUUCGGGACCGAGUGAGGUCUAAAAUGGAGCGGGAUAUUUUGGCUGAAGUGAAUCAUCCAUUCAUAGUAAAACUUCACUAUGCAUUUCAGACUGAAGGAAAACUGUAUCUAAUUUUAGAUUUCCUCAGAGGUGGAGAUCUGUUUACACGGCUUUCCAAAGAGGUAAUGUUCACAGAAGAAGAUGUCAAGUUCUAUUUAGCUGAGCUGGCCUUGGCUUUAGACCACCUCCACAGUCUUGGAAUUAUAUACAGGGAUCUCAAACCUGAAAACAUCCUUUUAGAUGAAGAGGGUCACAUCAAGAUAACAGACUUUGGUCUCAGCAAGGAGGCAAUAGACCAUGACAAGAGAGCCUAUUCUUUCUGCGGGACGAUAGAAUACAUGGCCCCAGAGGUUGUCAACAGAAGAGGACACACGCAUAGUGCUGACUGGUGGUCCUUUGGUGUUCUAAUGUUUGAGAUGCUGACAGGGUCACUGCCUUUCCAAGGCAAGGACAGAAAGGAAACAAUGGCACUAAUACUGAAAGCAAAGCUUGGAAUGCCACAGUUUUUAAGCCCAGAAGUUCAAAGUUUGUUGCGUGCACUUUUUAAAAGAAAUCCUACCAACAGAUUAGGUGCUGGGCCUGAUGGAGUAGAGGAGAUUAAGAGGCACCCUUUCUUUGCACCAAUAGACUGGAAUAAAUUAUAUAGGAUAGAAAUCAAGCCCCCAUUUAAACCUGCUGUUGGCAGACCUGAAGACACCUUUCACUUUGAUCCAGAAUUCACAUCACGAACACCAACUGAUUCCCCUGGCGCUCCGCCAAGUGUCAAUGAUCACCAGCUUUUCAGAGGAUUCAGUUUUGUUGCUACUAACCUUGGACAAGAGAGAACCCUGAGCGAUAGCCUCCAGAGUCCAGUGCCCCCCAUUGUACAGCGACUGCACGGGAACAAUAUUCAUUUUAGAGAUGGCUAUGAAAUCAAGGAAGACGUUGGCAUUGGAGCCUACUCGGUGUGCAAACGAUGUGUUCACAAAUCUACUGGAGUGGAAUAUGCUGUCAAGAUAAUCGAUAGGAGUAAGAGAGACCCAUCCGAAGAGAUUGAGAUCCUCUUACGAUAUGGACAGCACCCAAACAUCAUUACUUUGAAGGACGUGUAUGAUGAUGGGAAGUAUGUGUACUUGAUAAUGGAGCUAAUGAGAGGAGGAGAACUGUUGGACAGAAUCCUACGACAGAAAUGUUUCUCCGAAAGAGAAGCCAGUGCAGUGCUCUGCACCAUCACAAAAACUGUGGAGUAUCUUCACUCACAAGGGGUUGUUCAUCGAGACUUGAAGCCCAGCAACAUACUGUACGUGGACGAGACUGGAGAUCCAGAAUCUAUAAGAAUCUGCGACUUUGGAUUUGCCAAACAGUUACGAGCUGAAAAUGGGCUACUAAUGACGCCUUGUUAUACAGCAAACUUUGUGGCCCCAGAGGUCCUGAAGAGACAAGGAUAUGAUGCAGCCUGUGACAUUUGGAGUCUUGGUAUUUUGCUGUACACCAUGCUGGCAGGGUUCACACCAUUUGCCAAUGGACCUGAUGACACCCCUGAAGAAAUCUUGGCACGCAUCGGAAGUGGAAUAUUUGCUCUUUCUGGAGGAAACUGGGACACUAUCUCUGAUGCAGCAAAGGAUAUUGUAUCCAAAAUGCUACAUGUAGAUCCCCAUCAGCGGCUAACUGCACCACAAGUACUUCGUCACCCUUGGAUAGUGAGCAGAGAGUAUCUAUCACAGAGUCAACUCAUCAGACAAGAUGUACAGUUAGUCAAGGGAGCAAUGGCAGCCACAUACUUUGCUUUGAACCGUUCACCUCAGGCCCCCAAACUGGAACCAGUUCUCUCUUCCAGCCUGGCCCAACGGAGAGGAAUGAAGAGACUCACCUCCACCCGAUUAUAGCAGAUCCUUGUGACAGACAUAGAAGUGACCUAACUCUGAAUCUUAUUUUUAAAGAUAUCUCUAGUACCUGACAUUAUAUAGACCAGAUUUGGGUGACUGACAGUGUCCCUUGUUUCACUUUUGGAUGCCUGGCUACUAAUGUUGUAUCAGAUUGCCAACAUUCCAAAUUGUUUUACAAGGAAGCAAGAAGAACAUUACUUAUCCAGAAAAAAAACCCACUAAUGACAAUCACUGAAAGUACAACUUAAAAAACCUGGAUGCAUUCAUGUUACUGUGUCAUGCAUUAAUCUUAAUGUAACUUUGUCAAAGCAACAAUGGGGCAAUUUCCAUGGAAAAAGUCUCACCUUUUACUCACUCUAUUUUGGGAUGGGGGGGGGAUUAACCAGAAAAAUUCUUGUUCCAAAUGUAAAUAACCUAAUUAAUAUUAAAAUACGAGAGGGUAAAUUAAAUGUUUUUGUCUGAGUUCCAAUUUAGUUUUGCGUGACUGCUCUGUCUUACAACAGUCUUAAACUGGGUUUCCACACAUUUUUUAGGUUGUAAAAAAGCUAAGUGCAGCCUGCCUCAUUUGCCCACCAACAUUUUAAAAAAAAGCACAGGGGAAAAAACAAACAAAACACAGACAUAGCAUUACACAAAUAAUAAUAAUAAUAAUAAUAAUAAUAAUAAUAAUAAUAAUAAUAAUAAUAAAAACAUUCCAUCAGAAAGUGCUGUGGCACUGUGUACUAUCCUUGUAUUAUAGAAGAAUAGUACACAGCACUUCCUUAUGGAAUGUAUUAUUUGCUAAACAUUUUGACUGCAUAUAUAUUUACUAUAAACCUAUUAUUAUUAUUAUUAUUAUUAUUAUUAUUAUUAUUAUUAUUAUUAUUAUUAGUCAUUUAGCAGAUGCUUUUAUCCAAAGUGACAAAGACUAGUGUUGAUCUAUGCAGCUGCUACUGCAGUCACACGUCUUAUCUGAAGGAUAUAUACACAAGUACAUAUAUACAUGUACAAGUUUUCCUAUAGAACCUUAGCUUCAACAAAUCAGAUCCUUAUAGUCUACUAACGGAGCUAAAAUACCAGCACUUUAGGUUAAUGGUAGAAAAUGUAUCCAGUCAAAAUGUUUAAUUCAGCUACGCUAAUUUAAGACAUAUUUUGCUACAAAUGUGACUUUUUAGGUACCCAGAUGAUACUUAAGCUAGUGUACAAUGAAUUGCAUGUUAUUGCUAAGGGGGCAGACCAAUCUAGGCUAAAGCAAUCAACUAUCUGAUGACUAAUGACGAAGAUAACAAAAGUAACUGCAAAGGGCUUAGUUAUUUAUUUAUGUACUUAUUGCAAAGGGUUUUUUUUAUAUUUAUUUAUAGUAGCUUUAGUAUUUUUACCUUGCUUAUAAAACAACUUAAUUAUAAAGCACUUUUUAUGAGUCAAAUGGCAAUAAUCUGAAACAUUGAAUAAAUGGUGAAUGGUCUUUAAACACCUCAUACUGUAUGCUUUUUUCUCCGUUUGGUCAAAGAAGCUUGCCAAAGUUGCGCGAGGUUAUUCAAGCACUUUACCAUUGUGAAAAUGUGUUGUAAUUAACAGCCUGUAGGUAAAGUGUAUCUGCAAGGACAACUUUCAGUUAGUAUGUCAGGUGCAUGUUCACCAUUUAGAUCUUGUGCAUCAAUGGACUCAUCAGUGUGACCACCAAUUCCUUAAUCUCCUGCUUGUGAUGCUCGGCAACUUUAGCUAAGUAUUCACGUCUUAGCUGGGCUGAUGAAGGAAUCGCUCCACUAUUUGCUACACUCUGUCUGAAGAAUUUCUGUAACUUUUGGUUGUCCAAUUUUUCAAAAGGGAUAUUUGCACAAACAAACGCCUCUGUCAGGUCAAAAUUUAAUAAGUGGACUUUUGGAAUAUGGAAGUCACCAUUUUUUGUUUCUUUGCAAGUAAAGCAGUCGCAGUACUGCUCU
This is a messenger RNA of Acipenser ruthenus (sterlet), 4452 nucleotides long. RefSeq names its product ribosomal protein S6 kinase alpha-2. NCBI's taxonomy places the organism in Eukaryota, Metazoa, Chordata, Actinopteri, Acipenseriformes, Acipenseridae. The coding region runs from base 263 to 2530 and encodes 755 amino acids. Gene Ontology annotation, molecular function: magnesium ion binding; ATP binding; ribosomal protein S6 kinase activity. The record is from RefSeq and is a predicted model, not a curated record. The transcript is spliced from 22 exons. Gene Ontology annotation, biological process: intracellular signal transduction; protein phosphorylation.